Trichoderma breve is the source of this 804-nucleotide messenger RNA. RefSeq names its product RNase H domain-containing protein. The transcript has a single exon. Lineage: Eukaryota; Fungi; Ascomycota; Sordariomycetes; Hypocreales; Hypocreaceae. Gene Ontology annotation, molecular function: RNA-DNA hybrid ribonuclease activity; nucleic acid binding. The coding region runs from base 1 to 804 and encodes 267 amino acids. The record is from RefSeq and is a predicted model, not a curated record.
AUGGGUAAAAAAGAGAGAAUGAUUGCACAAGAAAACGCUCGCUAUAUAAGCAGCGUUAACAAAGUGAUCGAGUUUAGCAAAGAAUUGACCAAAAUCAAUGCUGCUCACGAAUUCAGCUUCUGCGCCAACAUUGUCAUACCCCAAAGGGAAAACGCUCUUAGAACGGCACUACAUAUUUUCAGUUGCAAUUUCGGUCGCCGUCAUCGCGUUUUCUAUUCAGAUGGCUCUUCUAUCGUAAAUUCAAGACUUAAUUCGGCACCACCAACUGUCGAGCAUACAUCAAUCAUUCCAUCCGGUGCUGCUGUUGUCUACAAAACUAGGAGAGAUGAAAACUGGAACAUGAAAUACUUUACUCCAACCAGCCGAGGUCGAGACACCAUCUUCACCGAAGUUGCUGCCAUUGCACAUGCUUUGACAAUUGCCAUGGCAGAGAGGGCGCUUUACCUGGACGACAAUAAGAAACAUUCCAAUGGAAAGGCUAGGUGGUCCAAAGUGACCAUUUUUAGCGAUUGCAUAGAGGCGCUGAAAAGGAUAUCCAGGCUUCGAGAGAUCGCCAUCGCCGAUGCCCAAUCGCUCUGCGAUCCCAUUCUACGCCAAAUCAUGAGCAUUUCACACUAUUUUUACGGCAAUGAAGUCCAAAUCGAGUUGCGCUGGGUUCCAGGCCACUCUCGGGUUCAAGGUAACUGCCUCGCCGACACUGCAGCCCGGUACGCAGCAAAUCAUCAAAAUGUCGGCAUGCUCCUCCCGGAAGGAUUAAAUUGGGACACGGAACCUUUGUCAAAUGAUGUGAAAACACAUGGCUAG